This is a messenger RNA of Spodoptera littoralis (African cotton leafworm), 474 nucleotides long. The record is from the annotation of a GenBank genome assembly. Lineage: Eukaryota; Metazoa; Arthropoda; Insecta; Lepidoptera; Noctuidae.
GUACAAUACAAAUGAAGACAAAAGAAAACCGACUAGCCGUUGGUGUUGGACGUGACUGUCGUAAUAUUGCGACUUGUGAUCGGAUUCGUAAAAUAAUUCCUUAGAAUACCAAUUACAAAAAGAAAAAUGAGUGAGCCAAUGAAGUCCGUUUCUGCCAUGAACAAAUUGUACAUAGGAAACUUGCCAAUAGAAGCCGAUGAAGCUGCAGUAAGACAGCUAUUCGCUGAGCAAAAUCUGACUGUUGCCGAUAUCUCUGUGAAGAGAGGUGGUUAUGCCUUUGUCGACUUUCCUGAUCAAUCAGCUGCUGAUCGGGCGAUCGAUAAGCUGCAUGGUUACUCGUAUUGUGGUGUACCACUGAUCGUGGAACCGUCGGUGGCUAAUAAGAAAAUAGUCAACGUACCCAAUCUCCAGAGCGCGAGUACCACUCAACUGAAGGAAGGCAAUAAUGACGCUCUCCCCGGCGGUUGGAGGUAA